GAGACAUAAAAUUAUUGGAGGUCAAAGGUAAUUGAGAGCACGGCUUUUGAAAUUUGUGUUCUCACACGUACACAACAUUAACAGUCUCUGUGUACGUGUAUGUAGAUCUUCGCUACUAGAAUCUGCUUAGGCUUAUAUAUUUAGUGUGAGUAUAUAGAGGCAGGAAGCAAAAUGUCUGAAGAGCAACAGAGUCAACACUUGUGGAUGGAAGACAAGCUCACAGGAAUGGAUAUGAUCGGGGAUGAACAUUUUGAACCCACUGGUGAACUAUAUGACUUUCUGACAGAAAGUUGCAGUCCUCCCAAAAACAACAGCUCCUUGAUAAGUAGUGCAAGCAGUGCAUCGAGUCCAAGCAGCUUUGAGUCUAGCUUUGCCGAGAGCAUCCCUGAGCCAUCACCUAAUACAGAAGGGGCGGAGGGGUGUGUCAAGAUGGUGGAAGAACUGCUCUCUCAAAAUGUACAGGAGAAACCAGUAGAGCCAAUCGAUUUCUCUGAACUUGCAACUGAGAUGGAGACAGUCGAUGGCUCACAGCAGAAUACUACUGGUGGCGAUGACAUUGAUGCUGUGUCGACUACUCGCAGUAAAUUGAGACAAUCGAGGUUGCAAACACCUUCAAAGAGCCUAAAAAACUGUAGCGCUUUCAGCAGUUCUCCCAUCAAGGAUGCCCAGCUGGACUACCUAAAAGAGCUGAGAGACUUUGACACCACAAAGAUGGCCUUGUCCAGUCAGAGGGAGUCCCAACUCUCCAGUGGGCGGUCCUCCUCCAACGAUACGUACAUAGUCUCCCAGAGCAGCAGUGAGGAGAGAGCGUCGUCGGACACAGCUCUUAAUGAGUUGGAAAGGUCAGAGACGUCCAGUAUGGGCUCUUCAGUUUCUGUGGAGGGUGGCAAGAAGUUAAAGCCACCCAAAACUGGAUCUAGCAUUGCCCGCAAAUCUAUUGGAGGUUUAAAAUUCACUAAGCCUACUACCAAACCAUCCCUGCUACCCUCUAAACCGUUGAAUCAAUCUAAAAGCCUGCUUCAGCAACCUCUCCGUAAAGUCGGUGUUCCUGCCAACAGAGUCCUUGCAACCAAAAAGAACACUAGCCUCAGAAACCAGGAGAAUAAAGGAAUCCUAUUUGUUACCUCAAUUCCACCUUCAAAGGUCACAAAACGAGUUCCUGUAAAUAAAAACCGAAUUAGAAGGUCCAGCAUUCCUAAACCAGUUGCAGUCUCUGAGUUACAGAGGAAGCAACUAUCCAAGAACUCGAAUGCAACUCGAGUGCUGAAGUCGGCCUCUGUUCCUGUUGUACAGUCCACACCCAUCCCCCUGAAAAACAAAGCCAUAACUGACACAACACCAAACAGGAGACGAUCACUGGCCACUAACAGCCCUCCUAUGGGUACUAGAGAGGGUCACAGGGAGGUUGAGCCAAGGAUAAAACCUUCCUUCAGUCUUAGUUCAAUAGAGGGCAGUGCAUCUGCUAAAAGGAAUGAGACAGCACUCAUCCGAGAAGCCGAAACCAGCAUUAUCAAAACUCCUAAGACUGUGAAAAAGAGAAGGUCUCUACUUCCAACACCAGGAGGAAAAGAGCUAAACAUUCUUUCGUUAGACAUUGGAACGUCAGAUAGGAAGUCACAUGACGCUAUGCAGCAGCAGUCAUCUGCUUCCCCUCACCUUAAUGAUGACGAACGAGCUAUGCCUCCGCCCAAAAGGUCCUCGAAACUACAAGUAAAGGGAUAUGGACUACAGAAACUCACGGCUGGUUCCAGGAGGAUGGUCUUCAAACCCAGGAAUGGACCUGCUGUUAGGCCAAAGAAGACUGGACCAGUCAAACCAGUGGUUUCAUACCAUAGGGAAGACUUUCAGAUGGUCCCAAAGGUGAGUGGUUCCAAGGUGGUUCACUCCCCACUCAACAAAGAGAAUUCCCCCUCCAUCCCUCACUCGAAAUGGUCACCUGUCAAGAAGAAGAAAGACUAUGAGAGGGACGAUGCUUGUUUCAUGUGCACAAAGAGAACUGUCAAAUGAACACCUACCUGACUUAAUACCUAGUGUGCAGUCAUGUAUUGUAUACGUUUAUCUGUGCACUAACAGGAUGUUUGGUCUGAAACUUAUAAAUUGUGA
Halichondria panicea is the source of this 2103-nucleotide messenger RNA. RefSeq lists its product as uncharacterized. NCBI's taxonomy places the organism in Eukaryota, Metazoa, Porifera, Demospongiae, Suberitida, Halichondriidae. Bases 172 to 2007 code for a protein of 611 amino acids. The record is from RefSeq and is a predicted model, not a curated record. The transcript is spliced from 9 exons.